Messenger RNA from Paramecium sonneborni, 1539 nucleotides. Lineage: Eukaryota; Ciliophora; Oligohymenophorea; Peniculida; Parameciidae. The record is from the annotation of a GenBank genome assembly.
GAAUUUGUAAUAAAUAGAGAAAUGGGAGAUAAAGAUGAAAAGGGAGAUAAACAGAAGAUAAAAAUAACAAGAUUGAUAAUAUUAAUCUUAUCAGCUCUUUUAUUAUUUGGAAAUAAUUAUUCUUUUGACAACCCUUAGGCAUUACAAUCUUAAAUAAUGGAAGAAGUGCAUAUUUCAUUGACAGAAUUUAAUUACUUAUAUUCUUUUUUUAGUUUACCAAAUAUCUUACUAACAUUAAUAGGUGGAUACAUAAUAGAUAGAAUUGGUAUUGAAUAUAAAUAGAGUUAGGUUGUCGAAAGAGUAUACUAAUAUUUGCAUCAUUAGUUACCGUUUCUUAAAUUAUUAUAGCAUUUGGUGGUAAAUAUAAGAGCUUUAACUUAAUGUUAAUCGGUAGAGUAUUUUUAGGUGUAGCAAGUGAAAAUUUGAUUAUAUCAUAAAAUGUAAUAAUUACAGCAUGGUUUAAAGGACAUCAAUUAUCAACUGUAAAUAUAAUUCUUUAUAUUAGGCAAGUGGAUGUAUAGUUACAUUACCAGAAAUAGCAGCAGCAUUAAAUUCUUAUUUUUCACCUAUGAUCUAUGAUUAUACAGGAAGUAUCACAUAUCCAUUGUUUACAAGUGUUCUUGUAUGCUUCUUUUCACUUUUAUGUGCAUUUUUAUUAUUAUUUUUUGAUAAAUCUAGAGAAUCAAUUUUAUCAUAAGAAAAAUUAGAAAAAUCUACUAUCUCUAGUAAUGAUGAAACACAUGACAAUUUAAAUGAUAAUUAAUAAAAUAAAUAAAAUAAUAUUCAUGCUGAAAAAGCUAGAUUAUAAGAAAUUAAGGAAUUUCCAGCAUUAUAUUGGUAUUUAACUGCUAUUUGUACAUUAUGUUUGGGAAUAUAUAUCUCCUUUAUGGAUGAUGUAAGUGAUUAUUAUCAAAAGAAAUUCUAAUUUAAAGCUGUUGAAGCUGGAAAAUUUAUUACUAUUCCUUAUAUAUUUAGUGCUUUAUUAUGUCCAUUUAUCGGAUAUUAUAUUGAUAAAGUUGGUCAUAGAAGAUUUUUCUUAAUGAUUACAUCUUCUCUAUUUAUUAUAGCUUAGAUAUUAUUUGGAUCUGUUCAUGUUGCUAGCAAUGACAAAUGGAUUGCUGCUAUACCAUUAAUUAUUUAAGGUUUGGCAUUUACUUGUUAUUCUUGUGUAAUGAUACCUUGUGUAUAAUAUUUAGUAGAUUAAAAAUAUAUGGGAACAGCAUUUGGAAUAUUAGGUAUGUUUGAAUCAAUUGCUUUAUGUUGUUUCCCACUUAUUGCUAGUAAAAUUGUUGAAUCUGCAGAAGAUCUAUAAACUGGAUAUAAAAAUAUGUCACUUUUCUAUUCUAUUUUAGGUAUCAUCAUUUCAUUAUUUUAGGUCUAUUUUCUUUGUUUUUAUGUAUUGCACUUUAUCAUUAUGAAUCAUCAAACAAAUUAGAUUUUAUAGAUCCUAAUAAUCCAUUACCAGAAGAAAUACGUAAACUAAAUGAAUAUAGUAUGAUCACUGAAGAAAAGUGUUCUGUCUCAGAAGAUAAAUGAUCG